ACAGCGCCAUCAGCAGACCGCCGCCUCCUCUGCUGUAGCAACACUGCUCCUUCGCUACCCUCCUCCUUUUCCUCUUCUUCUGCCGUCUGUGCUGUUGAUCGCCAGCCUGCAGGAGUAGUCUGCGUCUCCACAGGAGUCAUUCCUUCUUCUUGACAUUAUUUCCUUCCUUAAUUUUGGACGAAAUCUGGGAGAAUUGUGGAGAUGAUGGGCAGCAAGGAGCGACGUGCAGUGAACGUGAAAGGCUUACUGAGGAGGAACUGGCUGCUUAUUGCGACAGUUCUGUCGGUGCUGAUCGGUAUCAGUUUGGGCGUUGUGGUGAGGGAGUAUGCGUCCCUCUCCCAUCUCCACAAGCAGUAUUUCGGCUUCCCAGGAGAGAUCCUGAUGCGAAUGUUGAAACUGGUCAUCCUUCCACUCAUCAUUUCAAGUAUGAUCACAGAGGAAGCAUCCAGGCGUUCUUCUGAAAGGCACGUUUAGUCCAUCUGAUACUCGGGAAGAUGACCUGGCAGGCAGUUCUACCCCAGCAGCUACUCAACCCCCCUUGAAGCAAGCAAGGAUCACACCACCACAACCAUUCUUGAUGCACUGUGUUGUGCCGUGUUUAAUUUUACAAGCAAGGGUGUGCAAAGAAAAAAUCAAGAAAAAUAAAAUGUGAUGUAAAAGUCUUACUUUGCUUAUUUAUUACUAAACUAGAGCACUUCAUUGUCAUUGCACAUGUAUGAAGUAAUGAAAUGCAGUUUGGCAUCUAAUCAAGUGCAACGUGUGCAGAUUGUACAGCAUGCAGUAUUUAGAGAUAAAAUGCAGUUAUUCACAGCUAGGGUAAGGAAAGGUGGUUGAUAGAUAUGUGCAGCAGAAUAAAUAAAUUACCCCUAGGGAAAUGCAUGUAUGUGCAGAGCCACUGUAGAUAGGGCUAUACAGGUGCGAAUUGAGGAGGAACACUGUACAAAUGUUGGGAUGGUACAGUAAGGUAUGGAUAGAGGGGAAGGAAAGAUUGGUCUUUGGGAAGAGUUCAAUAAGGUGACCACUGUAGGAAAGAAGUGGUUUCUGAACCUGCUUGUGUUAGUCUGCAAACUGCGUAAAUGGUAGAGCCUGGGGGAGGAGCAGAAAAGAGUAUGGCCCGAUGAGAGGAGUCUGAGAAAAUCUUACAUGCCUGGUGCUGGCAUCUCUUCUUGUGGACCUCCUGUGAUUGCCUGUCAGCAAUUCCUGACAGGCAAUCAGGAAUUGCCUGAUUCCUGAUUGCCAAUCAGCUUAGUGCUCUUUUAAGGUUCCCACUCAGUUCUCAAAAAUUAAAUGUUGAACAUGGGUCAAUACUCAUUAAAACCUCAAAGUAAUCAAAAGUAAUUAGUUACAUUACUUUUUGAAAGUAAUCGAAAAAGUUACACUACAAUUACAUUUUAAACAAGGUAACUUGUAACUGUAACGGAUUACAUUUUUAAAGUAACUUACCCAACACUGCUUAUAAUUAAGUACUGGCAAAGCUCAAUGCAAUUUUCACAGGAGGCAGAGCGUUGUUGUUAGCAGCUGCUGAAAGUAACUAAAAAAGUUACUUUUAAUGUAACUUAUUUACUUUCC
This is a messenger RNA of Xiphophorus maculatus (southern platyfish), 1569 nucleotides long. It is a transcript of the gene slc1a1, whose product is annotated as excitatory amino acid transporter 3. Gene Ontology annotation, biological process: L-glutamate transmembrane transport. Lineage: Eukaryota; Metazoa; Chordata; Actinopteri; Cyprinodontiformes; Poeciliidae. The coding region runs from base 202 to 474 and encodes 90 amino acids. Gene Ontology annotation, cellular component: plasma membrane. The record is from RefSeq and is a predicted model, not a curated record. The transcript is spliced from 3 exons. Gene Ontology annotation, molecular function: L-glutamate transmembrane transporter activity; L-cysteine transmembrane transporter activity; glutamate:sodium symporter activity.